AUGAACACGGGCGAGUCGCUUGGCCUCGUGCUUAACGACGGCCACGGACUGCUGCUCAAGGCCGAGGGCGACCUGUCGUACACGGCGCGCCACCAGAAAAACGGCUUCUUCACGAGCAUUGCCGAGAAAGCCAUCGACUUGGGCCAACCCGCCGACGACGGCGACGACGGCGACACGGACCGCAACGCGAGCCGCAGCGCCGUCCAGUCGGUGCCGCUCGUGCGCUUGGAGACGAACCGACGGGCGGUGGUCCUGGCUAAGUUCGAGUUCGAGGGCCGCGAGCGCACGCUCGUCGUGUCCAAGGCGAGCCAAGCGGUCACUACCGCGCUCGAGUGA
Molecule: messenger RNA, 336 nt
Organism: Hyaloperonospora brassicae
Lineage: Eukaryota; Oomycota; Peronosporomycetes; Peronosporales; Peronosporaceae
Source: the annotation of a GenBank genome assembly